Talaromyces stipitatus ATCC 10500 is the source of this 1092-nucleotide messenger RNA. Its product is annotated as N-acetylglucosaminyl-phosphatidylinositol de-N-acetylase, putative. Gene Ontology annotation, biological process: GPI anchor biosynthetic process. Gene Ontology annotation, cellular component: endoplasmic reticulum. Lineage: Eukaryota; Fungi; Ascomycota; Eurotiomycetes; Eurotiales; Trichocomaceae. Gene Ontology annotation, molecular function: N-acetylglucosaminylphosphatidylinositol deacetylase activity. The transcript is spliced from 2 exons. Bases 382 to 1092 code for a protein of 236 amino acids. The record is from RefSeq and is a predicted model, not a curated record.
CGGUGUCUCGAGGAAGGCAGCUCUGCAGGAAAGAAGGAUGAACACCGCACAAGCUUAAACCAUCAAUAAUUCAUCCAAUAUAUGCUCGCUGCAUGGCUGUAGAUCAAUCGCUCACUCAUUGACCUAGGCUUCGUUCUGUCAAAAUAUCUCCAGUCACAAAGGAAAUGGCAGCGUACAGACCGAUCCUCGCAGCAGCAACACACAUCACCCGCCGAGCCGCAAGACGUCGCUUCUCCAUCAUCUCAUCAUUGCUAUUAUUUUCUCUUCUAUUUCCUAUAUUCCUUUAUCUUCUACUCGGAAACGUGCUUGCCAGCGACCCUCGAUUGGUUCCACACGCAAUCCGAAACGCGCAGAGCGUGUUAUUCAUCACAGCCCACUCGGAUGAUGGCAGCUUAUUCUUUGGUCCGAGUAUAUUACAGAGUUGGGGGAGGAAACAUGUCAACCGAUAUGUCCUCGUCUUGUCAUCUGGUGAUAUUAGAAAACUCCGAAACGAACCGCCUCGAAACAAAAGCCUCUUGCGACCAAUACUCCAUCCCGGAUAAAAAGUGCCUCAUCCUCGAAAACAAAGAUCUCCAAGCCCACAGACCAUGGGACGAACAACUAAUCCAACGAAUCCUAGAGCGGCAUGUCACAAAAUGGAAUGUCGAUUUAAUCAUCACUUUUGACGCAUACGGUAUAUCGAGCCAUGACGAGAACCAUGUCGCGCUGAGCAACUCCGUGCAACGGUUUAGUAAUCUCCAUGACCAUCACAACCCAGUCGCUUAUGCGCUACAGACAAAAUCCAUGUUUAGAGCGUAUUUGUCCUUGCUAGAUUUGGUACCGACUUCGGUACCAUUCACUUUCCGCAUUCUCCAGGCCAUGUUCCUGUCCGUGCCGGAGGGGUAUCAGACUUCCUUGGACGGGAAGAUUGCUAUACCACCGCCCAAGGAUGGAGAUGUUUACGGCGACAAGGCGUUGAUAGUUACUAGCUGGAGUCGACAUGUCAAAGCCCAAGAGGCGUUGAGGAAGCAUGCGUCAGAGUCUUCGUGGAAUCGGGUUCUGUAUUCGAGUCUAAGUCGGUAUAUGUGGUUUAAUGAUUUAAGGAGGAUGUAA